UCUGGCUGCAGAUUGUCGCGUGGUGGGCACAAGGAUCCAGAGCCACCGUGGCUUUUGACAACAUCUCCAUCAGCCUGGACUGUUACCUCACCAUCAGUGGGGAGGACAAGAUGCCACAGAAGGAAGCACCCAAAUCAAGAAAUCUGUUUGAGAGAAAUUCAAACAAGGAACCCAAGCCUGGGGAAAACUUGCCAAGUGAGACCCCCACCUUUGACCCUACAGUUCACUGGCUGUUCACCACGUGUGGGGCCAGCGGGCCCUACGGCCCCACGCAGGCCCAGUGCAACAAUGCCUACCGGAACUCCAACCUGAGCGUGGUGGUGGGGAGCGAGGGCCCCCUGAAGGGCAUCCAGACCUGGAAGGUGCCUGCCACUGACACCUACAGCAUCUCGGGCUACGGCGCGGCUGGCGGGAAAGGCGGGAAGAACACCAUGAUGCGCUCACACGGCGUGUCUGUGCUGGGCAUCUUCAACCUGGAGAAGGACGACACGCUGUACAUCCUGGUGGGGCAGCAGGGGGAGGACGCCUGCCCCAGCACAAACCGAUUAAUCCAGAAGGUCUGCAUUGGCGAGAACAACGUGAUAGAAGAAGAAAUCCGCGUAAACAGAAGCGUCCACGAGUGGGCAGGAGGGGGCGGAGGAGGGGGCGGAGCCACCUACGUGUUUAAGAUGAAGGACGGUGUGCCAGUGCCCCUGAUCAUCGCAGCCGGCGGUGGCGGCAGGGCCUACGGGGCCAAGAAAGACACGUUCCACCCAGAGAGGCUGGAGAAUGACUCCUCAGUUCUAGGGCUGAACGGCAAUUCCGGAGCCGCAGGCGGCAAUGCAGCCUCAAACAAUGAUCCCGAGAUGGACGGGGAGGAUGGGGUUUCCUUCAUCAGCCCUCUAGGCAUCCUGUACACCCCGGCUUUAAAAGUGAUGGAGGGCCACGGGGAAGUGAACAUUAAGCAUUAUCUAAACUGCAGCCGCUGUGAGGUAGAUGAGUGCCACAUGGACCCCGAGAGCCACAAGGUCAUCUGCUUCUGUGACCACGGGACGGUGCUGGCCGAGGACGGCGUCUCCUGCAUUGUGUCACCCACCCUGGAGCCCCACCUGCCACUCUCCCUCAUCCUCUCUGUCGUGACCUCUGCCCUCGUGGCCGCCCUCGUCCUGGCUUUCUCCGGCAUCAUGAUUGUUUACCGGCGGAAGCACCAGGAGCUGCAAGCCAUGCAGAUGGAGUUGCAGAGCCCGGAGUAUAAACUAAGCAAACUCCGUACCUCCACCAUCAUGACCGACUACAACCCCAACUACUGCUUUGCGGGCAAGACCUCCUCCAUCAGCGACCUGAAGGAAGUACCCCGGAAGAAUAUCAGCCUCCUUCGGGGCCUGGGCCACGGCGCGUUUGGGGAGGUGUACGAAGGUCAGGUGUCUGGAAUGCCCAAUGACCCGAGCCCCCUGCAAGUGGCUGUAAAGACUCUGCCAGAGGUGUGUUCCGAACAGGAUGAGCUGGAUUUCCUCAUGGAGGCCCUGAUCAUCAGCAAAUUCAACCACCAGAACAUCGUGCGCUGUAUUGGGGUGAGUCUGCAGGCCCUGCCUCGAUUUAUCCUCCUGGAGCUCAUGGCCGGAGGAGACCUCAAGUCCUUCCUCCGGGAAACCCGCCCUCGCCCGAGUCAGCCCUCCUCCCUGGCCAUGCUGGACCUUCUGCACGUGGCUCGGGACAUUGCCUGUGGCUGUCAGUAUUUAGAGGAGAAUCACUUCAUCCACCGGGAUAUUGCUGCCAGGAACUGCCUCUUGACCUGUCCAGGCCCUGGAAGAGUGGCCAAGAUCGGAGACUUUGGAAUGGCCCGAGACAUCUACAGAGCAAGCUACUACCGAAAGGGAGGCUGUGCAAUGCUGCCAGUUAAAUGGAUGCCCCCAGAGGCCUUCAUGGAAGGGAUCUUUACUUCUAAGACAGACACAUGGUCUUUCGGAGUGCUGCUGUGGGAAAUCUUCUCGCUGGGAUACAUGCCGUACCCGAGCAAGAGCAACCAGGAGGUCCUGGAGUUCGUCACCAGCGGAGGCCGGAUGGACCCACCGAAGAACUGUCCUGGGCCUGUAUACCGGAUAAUGACCCAGUGCUGGCAACAUCAGCCUGAAGACAGACCCAACUUUGCCAUCAUUUUGGAGAGGAUUGAAUACUGCACACAGGAUCCGGACGUGAUCAACACAGCCCUGCCCAUCGAGUACGGCCCGCUCGUGGAAGAGGAAGAGAAGGUGCCCAUGAGGCCCAAAGACCCCGAGGGGGUCCCUCCUCUCCUAGUCUCGCCUCCACAGGCCAAGAGGGAGGAAGGGCCCGAGCCUGCGGCCCCAGCCCCGGCCCCGGGGCCCCCCACUUCCUCAGGCAAAGCCCUGAAGAGAGCAGCGGCGGGGGAGGCCUCGGCCCGCGUGGCCCGGGCGCCGGCCUUGCAGGGUGGGCACGUGAAUAUGGCUUUCUCGCAGUCCAGCCUCCCGCCGGAGUUGCACAAAGUCCAGGGAUCCAGAAACAAACCCACCAGCCUAUGGAACCCAACUUAUGGCUCCUGGUUUACGGAGAAACCCGCCAAAAAGAACAAUCCUCCAGAGAAGAAGGAGCAGCUCGAGAGGGGAAACCCGGGACGCGAGGGGAGCUGUACUGUGCCCCCCGGCGUGGCCAGCGGCAGACUUCCGGGGGCCUCGCUGCUCCUCGAGCCGUCCUCGCUGACGGCCACCAUGAAGGAAGUGCCUCUCUUCCGGCUGCGUCACUUCCCGUGCGGCAACGUCAACUAUGGCUACCAGCAACAGGGCCUGCCGCUGGAGGCCAGCGCCGCGCCCGGGCCCGGGCACUACGAGGACGCGGCGCUGAAGACCCAGCCCGGGCCCUGA
This is a messenger RNA of Talpa occidentalis (Iberian mole), 2855 nucleotides long. Its product is annotated as ALK tyrosine kinase receptor. Gene Ontology annotation, molecular function: transmembrane receptor protein tyrosine kinase activity; ATP binding. Lineage: Eukaryota; Metazoa; Chordata; Mammalia; Eulipotyphla; Talpidae. The transcript has 19 exons. The record is from RefSeq and is a predicted model, not a curated record. Gene Ontology annotation, cellular component: signaling receptor complex; membrane. Gene Ontology annotation, biological process: cell surface receptor protein tyrosine kinase signaling pathway; protein phosphorylation; positive regulation of kinase activity. Bases 111 to 2855 code for a protein of 914 amino acids.